This is a messenger RNA of Rhodamnia argentea, 2993 nucleotides long. Its product is annotated as wall-associated receptor kinase-like 1. Gene Ontology annotation, biological process: protein phosphorylation; cell surface receptor signaling pathway. Gene Ontology annotation, cellular component: plasma membrane. Gene Ontology annotation, molecular function: ATP binding; polysaccharide binding; protein serine/threonine kinase activity. The record is from RefSeq and is a predicted model, not a curated record. The coding region runs from base 39 to 2981 and encodes 980 amino acids. Lineage: Eukaryota; Viridiplantae; Streptophyta; Magnoliopsida; Myrtales; Myrtaceae. The transcript has 4 exons.
UAAGUUUAGGCUUAUGCACAUAGCAAACGUGAAAAAUCAUGUCCAACUCGGUUCUUCAAAUCCUUUUCCUUCUGGUUUCCCUUACGGCACAAGCAUCAGGAGCUGCACCUAAACUUGCGAAGGCUAACUGUGCUGAAAGAUGCGGGGACGUCACCAUUCCCUUCCCCUUCGGAAUAGGAGCCGGGUGUUUCUUCGAUGACUGGUACCAGAUCGCCUGCCAAGAAGACAACACGGUUCCCAUUCUAAAGAAGAUUGGAUUCCGAGUUCUCAACAUUUCACUCCCCGAUGGAGACGUGGAUGGCAUGAUUAACGUCAGUCUUCCUGUCAUGUACUCGAAUGCAGGCUGCGGGGGCGACAGACGUGGUGCGGCGGUAAGCUUGAAAGGAAGUCAAUUUGUCUUCUCCCAGACAAGGAAUGUCUUUACAGCGGUCGGUUGCAACACCCUGGCCACAGUGAAUAGCACGGAAUCAGCUGUUUUCGGUUGCAGGACGAAAUGUGCUGGAACCAACACCAGCAUUAACCGGGAUAGUGCCUGCACCGGGAGGGACGGCUGCUGCCAGACUAUGCUCCCCCUUAACCUUCAGGGCUUUAGUGUGGAUUUCAAAGAAAAAGGUGGGCAUCAGGGUUGCAAGUACGCCUUCUUGAGGUCUGACUUUACAGGUUCAUAUGAUUUGAGAUUGAAUAAGACGGUUCCCGUGGUGCUGGAAUGGGGGAUUGCGAACAAUACCAAAUAUGGACGUAAGCUUAUCCGGCAGUCGGAGCGUCCUAGUUAUCCUUCCGUCUGUCGCACAUCCAGCAGCGACAACAGUGAGAUGCUAUUUACGCAGUGCUACUGCACAUGGGAGUAUGGUGGUAACCCAUAUCUUAUUAAAGGUUGCAAAGGUGGAGCUCCACUUGAACCUGCACCUGGACCUCCAAGCCACCACUGUGUUGAAAAAUGCGGGGACGUCACCAUUCCCUUCCCCUUCGGAAUACAAGCCGGGUGUUUCUUGGAUGACUGGUACCAGAUCGCCUGCCAAGAAAACAACACAGUUCCGGUUCUAAAUAAGAUUGGAGUGCGAGUUCUCAACAUUUCACUCCCCGAUGAAGACUUGGAUGGCAUGAUUAACAUUAGUCUUCCUGUGGUUUACUCAAAUGCAAGCUGCGGGGGUGACGGACGUGGUGUGGCGGUAAGCUUGAAAGGGAGUCAAUUUGUCUUCUCCCAGACAAGGAACGUCUUUACAUCGGUCGGUUGCAACACCCUGGCGACAGUGAAUAGUACGGAAUCAGCCGUUGUCGGUUGCCGGUCGAAAUGUGCUGGAGCCAAUGCCAGCAAGUAUAGUGCUUGUUCCGGGAGGAACGGAUGCUGCCAGACUAGGCUCCCCCUAAAUCUUCAGGGCUUUAGUGUGGAUUUCGAAGAAGAAGAAGGUGGACAUCAGGGGUGCAAGUACGCCUUCUUGAGGUCUGGUUUAACAGGUGUACAUGACUUGAGAUUGAAUUUUACGGUUCCUGUGGUGUUGGAAUGGGGGAUCGCAAACGAUACCAAUUAUGCACUCAACCUUACCCAGCAAGAUGACGACUCAAGCUAUUCUAAUUUCACCUGUGACAGAUACAGUGUUGACAACAGUGAAAUGCUAUUCACCCGGUGCCGCUGCCGACGGGGGUAUGGCGGUAACCCCUAUCUUAUUGGAGGAUGCCAAGACAUUGAUGAAUGUCAAGAUCCAAGUACAUGCUCCGGGACUUGUGUGAACAACCGAGGCGGCUAUGACUACGUCGAUGGUAGAAAGACAAUUAAAUUCAUUCUUAUCGGGGUUGGGGCAGGCCUUGGGGCUCUACUUUUGUGUCUUUUCCUAUGGAGGUUGUACAAAUACAUCAAGAAGAGGAAAGAAAUUAAGCUCAAAGAGAAGCACUUCAAACGCAAUGGCGGUCUUUUGUUGGAAAGUGAGCUGUCUUCAGCAGAGGGCAAUGUCGAGAAAAGCAAAUUGUUCAAUUCCAAGGAUUUAGAGAAGGCCACUGAUAAUUUCAACGAGGAUAGGAUACUCGGGCAAGGCGGGCAAGGUACUGUUUACAAGGGAAUGUUAAAAGAUGGAAAGAUAGUUGCAAUUAAGAAAUCGAAAGUGAUAGACGAGGGAAAAGUCCAACAUUUCAUAAAUGAAGUCCUCAUUCUCUCACAAAUCAAUCAUAGGAAUGUGGUUAAGUUGUUGGGGUGUUGCUUGGAGACGGAAGUCCCGCUUUUAGUAUAUGAGUUCAUACCAAACGGGACUCUAUACCAAUAUCUACAUGACCCAAAUGAAGAGUUUCGUGUAUCGUGGGACACACGCCUACGAAUUGCAACUGAAAUUGCUGGAGCCUUAUUCUACUUGCAUUCAGCAGCCUCCAUUCCCAUUUAUCAUCGAGACAUCAAGUCUACCAAUAUCCUCUUGGAUGAGAAAUAUCGGGCAAAAGUGGCGGAUUUCGGUACUUCCAAGUCUGUUUCCCUCAAUCAAACUCACGUGACCACAGUGGUGCAGGGGACUUUCGGCUACCUAGAUCCCGAGUAUUUCCAAUCAAGUCGGUUCACGGACAAAAGCGACGUGUACAGCUUCGGAGUUGUGCUUGUUGAGCUAUUGACGGGACAAAAGCCAAUCUCGUCGCUGAGGGAAGAAGAAGGGAGAAGCCUUGCAACCUAUUUCAUAAUUUCGAUGGAGGAGAACCGCUUGUUCGACAUCGUUGAUCCUCAAGUUUUGAAAGAAGAUAAGAAGGAAGAGAUUGAAUCAGUUGCUAACCUUGCGAGAAGGUGCUUAAACUUGAAUGGGAGGAACCGGCCUACCAUGAGAGUAGUGGUAAUGGAGUUGGAGGGGAUAAGGAAGCUCCCAAAUCCUUCGGGUGAGGAUCAAAAUCAAGAGAACCGAGAGGCAACUGGAUCUUAUGAUGCUGCUUUUACAUCUAGCAAGGCAAACGUUGAGAUGGAUGUCAUUACAUUGUCGGAUGUGCAGCCACUCUUACCCAGUGGGACAUGGUGACUCUUAUGACUC